Messenger RNA from Cryphonectria parasitica EP155, 156 nucleotides. RefSeq lists its product as uncharacterized. Gene Ontology annotation, molecular function: methyltransferase activity. The annotation marks the transcript as partial. The record is from RefSeq and is a predicted model, not a curated record. The transcript has a single exon. Lineage: Eukaryota; Fungi; Ascomycota; Sordariomycetes; Diaporthales; Cryphonectriaceae.
GCCGAUGUCUACUUCUUCUGCGCCAUCUUUCACAAUUGGUCCGAUACAUAUACUGUGCGCAUCUUGCGGAAUCUCAUCCCGGUGCUCAAGCCUGGCGUCAAGAUCGUCCUCGAUGCUGUUGUCACGGUAGCACCAGAUGAGGUCCUAGAGCAAUAG